Syngnathus acus (greater pipefish) is the source of this 1865-nucleotide messenger RNA. RefSeq names its product vasopressin V2 receptor-like. The transcript is spliced from 6 exons. NCBI's taxonomy places the organism in Eukaryota, Metazoa, Chordata, Actinopteri, Syngnathiformes, Syngnathidae. The record is from RefSeq and is a predicted model, not a curated record. Gene Ontology annotation, molecular function: vasopressin receptor activity; peptide binding. Gene Ontology annotation, biological process: G protein-coupled receptor signaling pathway; regulation of systemic arterial blood pressure by vasopressin; positive regulation of vasoconstriction. The coding region runs from base 1 to 1476 and encodes 491 amino acids. Gene Ontology annotation, cellular component: membrane.
AUGGAAAGCAUCAGCUUGGAAACGGACUGGGACGCCUUAAGCCUCUCCUCUCUGGUGGCGCCGGCCAGCAACAACCGCACUUCCACGUCUGUCUUUGAGCUCAACACCCUCAACGGCUCCCACGGCGGAUCCUCCUUCUUUGGGAUCUUUCCGGAGAAUGGCUCCGACGCCACGCCGUACCCGCUGCCCCAACCCAGGGUGAGGGACCAGGGCCUGGCCCAGGCCGAGAUCGCCGUGCUCGGGGUGGUCCUGGCUCUCACCACGCUGGGCAAUGGUCUUGUCCUGUGGGUGCUGCUCAGGAGGAGGAAGCACAAUGCGCCCAUGCACGUCUUCAUGGUCAACUUGUGUGUGGCUGACCUGGUGGUGGCCUUCUUUCAGGUUCUUCCCCAGCUCAUUUGGGACAUCACAGACAAGUUCCAGGGACCCGAUUUCCUGUGCCGCUCCAUCAAGUACUUGCAGAUUGUGGGAAUGUUUGCGUCCUCCUACAUGAUCGUGGCCAUGACGGUGGACCGCCAUCACGCCAUCUGCUGCCCGCUGCAGGCUUACCGCAGCGGGGCAGUGCCCCGCUGGAACACGUCCGUUGUGGUGGCUUGGGGUUUGGCGCUCGUCCUCAGCCUACCGCAGGUGUUCAUCUUCUCACGCUCAGAAAUGAGUCCCGGGGAGUUUGAGUGCUGGGGUCACUUUGCUGAGGCGUGGGGGCUCAAGGCCUACAUCACCUGGAUGACGCUGGCUGUCUUUCUCCUGCCUGCCCUCAUCAUUACCGUCUGUCAGAUAAGAAUCUUCCGGGAGAUCCACAACAACAUCUACCGAAAGUCGGAGAGGAUGGUGAUGGCUGAGCUGAAGAGGAAAGAAAUCCUUUUCCCUUUCCACAGCUUUAAGAAAGAAGAUCGGGCCAGGGAAAGAGAAAGGGGGCGGCGGGCGUCCGGAGGCGGAGCUCAUCCGGGACUGCGCCUGAAGCCCGUGACAAACAAAAACACGUCCAAUAAAAGUCAAGCGGGAGACGCCGCGUUGAGAAGCGCGCCGUCGUCCGAUCAGCAGCAAGCCAACGGUCCCGAGUGCCACGAGUCCUGCACGGCGGCCCCCGGCUCACCUCGCUGCUCCCUCGAUUACGCCCCCCCUCGCUCCGAAGCGCCGCCGCCGCCCAGCAUCACCAAGGCCAUGUCCAAAACAGUCCGAAUGACGCUGGUCAUUGUGCUGGUCUACACUGUGUGCUGGUGCCCUUUCUUCAUUGUUCAGCUGUGGGCCGCCUGGGACCCCAACUCUCCCAAUCAAGGAGUGGCCUUCACCAUCAUCAUGCUGCUGGCCAGUCUCAACUCAUGCACCAACCCGUGGAUCUACACGGCCUUCUCCAGCAGCGUGUCCAGAGAGCUUCACAAUCUGCUACGCUGCGACUGGCCAGCCGGACGCCGCCGGGGCUCGCUGCCCGACGACUCCACCGCCACGCACACGUCCACCACCAAGGACAGCCAGUACUGACCCGGUGAGACAACCCCAGAGAAGCUCGCCUCGUCCUCCGGAGAACACGGGUGACCUGCUUCUGCCAGAUGUUCCCGACGAUGGGAUCGAUGCGGACGGGAACUCCAUCCGCAGGGGCGCGUGACGGAAUGCGCCGUGACAGCUCGAGCGGUGGUGCAAAGUGGCCUCGGCUCAAGAACGCAAGGUGUGAAUGGCGUCGGGCGGUCAAAGAAGCGGAUGGCGAGCUAGCUGCCGCGGGACCGGCAUGUCACGGACGACGCUAUUCCACAGGAAGGCUGCGGUGGAAAUCCAAUCAUGUGAACAAACUUUGACGCAAGUGAAUUAGCGACGGAUGAACUUAAGAGGACAACAGAGAGCUGUGAGCAAACACGAGAGAGGCUCAUUCAAGA